UUUGCUCCUGCUUAACUUACCCAAAGAUGUCUUAUAACACUUCUCUCAUCAGCCCAAGUCCUAGAGAGGAUCUCAAGGGUGACAGUUUCUUGGAGGAAAGCAGUGGCAGGGGUGAUGACAGCAAUGUCCUGGGAGGGGACAGCCUGGUCACAGGGCCGCUGGGUGCAGUGCUGCUGGUCAUGUGCCUCACUGGGAUGGUGGGGAACAUCUACACAGUGGCAGUGGCCUCGGGCAGGGUGGCAGGCUGCUCAGCAGGCUCCUUGGGGGUCUACAUGAUCAACCUUGCCCUGGCUGACCUCCUGUACCUUUCCACCAUCCCCUUUGUGGUUUGCACCUAUUUCGCCCAUGACUGGUUCUUUGGGGAUGUGGGUUGCAGGCUUUUGCUCAGCCUGGACCUCCUCACCAUGCACGCCAGCAUCUUCCUCCUGACUGCCAUGAGCCUGGAGAGAUACUGGGCGGUGGCCAAGCCUCUGCGGGCCCGGCGGGCCAGCAAUGCCUACCGCAGACUGGCCAGUGCCGUCCUCUGGCUCCUCUCGCUCCUGCUCACGGCCCCCAUGAUGGCGAUGACUCAGCUGCGGGAGGGGGAUGGCCCCCCCAAGCGCAUCUGCGUCCCCGCCUGGACGCCAGCGGCUUUCCGGCUCUACCUGACGGUGCUGUUCUCCACCAGCGUCCUGGCACCCGGCACCGUGCGGGGCAUCGUCUUCGCCCGCCUGGCCCGCGCGUACCAGUCCUCAGCCUGGGGCCUGGGGCUGCCGCUGGCCGGCCGGGCCCCUGCCCAGCGGCUCCUCUCCAGGAUCUCUGCCAUCGUGGUGGCCUACUGGGCCUGCUUCCUCCCCUUCUGGGCCUGGCAGCUGGCCGGGCUGUACCAGGGAGAGAGGCUGGGCAUCGGCCCCACCGCCCAGGCCUACCUUAACUUCGGUGUCACCUGCCUGGCCUACGGCAACAGCUGCGUCAACCCCUUCCUGUACACGCUGCUUGCCAGCAGCCGCCGCUGUGGCCGUGGCCGCGCUGGGACGGGCGUGGCGCGGCCUGCAGCGCCCUCUCAGCCGGCUGAGGGAAGCCACAGCAUCCCCCUGGCUUUCAGAGAGCUGUCGGGCUCUGAGAGGGACAGCGAGGGGUGAGCCGGCUGGGAACAUCUGACCUUUGGCUGGGGUCAUGUUGAGAAAUAAAAGUGUGUCACCUUCCA
Molecule: messenger RNA, 1186 nt
Organism: Serinus canaria (Common canary)
Lineage: Eukaryota; Metazoa; Chordata; Aves; Passeriformes; Fringillidae
Product: urotensin-2 receptor-like
Exons: 1
Coding region: 27-1121 (364 amino acids)
Biological process (GO): neuropeptide signaling pathway
Cellular component (GO): membrane
Molecular function (GO): urotensin II receptor activity
Source: RefSeq, a predicted model, not a curated record